AUGGAUUUUCUCGAGCAAGAGAAUCGGGCGCUCCGUGAAGAAGUGGCAGCAAUGCAGACUAAGAUGGACGAAAUGGUUGAAAUGAUGAAGAUGAUGGCAGAUAUGCGGACCCAAGAGCAAGCUCAGGCUCAGGCUCAUGCUCUAGCACAAGCUCAAGCACAAAUUCAUGCACAAACACAAGCUCCUCCACCUCCCACCAAUACUCAGGCUGAAGCAUCUUCCUCUGCUAUCCCUGAAUGGACAAUAUGUGCCGACACUCCGACACACUCUGCUCCACAGCUCUCCGUGCCUUGGUUCCCGCCUUUUACUGCUGGCGAAAUACUCCGUCCCAUUGCUUGUGAAGCUCAGAUGCCUACUCAUCAGGUGACUCAUGUCCCUCCGCCUCCUGUAAGAGCUCCCCCAGUUGUCAUGACUUACUCAGCACCUAUGAUUCACACUGCUCUACAAAAUGAAGAACCCAUCUUCCAUUCAAGGAGUAUGAAGGCCUAUGGUCAAGUGGAGGAUUUACAAGAGAAGUAUGAUGAGAUGUACCGUGAGAUGAAAGCUCUCCGCGGAAAAGAAAGAUUUGGAAAAACUGCUUAUGACCUCUGUUUGGUGCCAAACGUCCAGAUACCCCAUAAGUUCAAGGUCCCAGAUUUUGAGAAGUAUAAAGGGAACUCCUGCCCUGAGGAACAUCUGACAAUGUAUGCAAGAAGGAUGUCCGCGUAUGCUAAGGACGAUCAGUUCCUUAUUUAUUACUUCCAAGAGAGCUUCGCUAGUCCCGCCUCAAAGUGGUACAUGAAUCUGGACAAAACAAAGAUCCAAACUUUCCAUGAUCUGUGUGAAGCUUUUGUGGAACAAUACAAUUACAAUGUAGAUAUGGCUCCAGACCGAAGUGAUCUUCAGGCCAUGACUCAGGGGGUCAAAGAAACAUUCAAAGAGUAUGCUCAGCGGUGGAGGGAUGUUGCUGCCCAAGUCAGCCCACGUAUAGAAGAGAAGGAAAUGACCAAACUCUUCUUAAAAACUCUCAGUCAGUUCUACUAUGAGAAGAUGGUCGGAAGUACGCCCAAGAACUUUGCUGAAAUGGUUGGCAUGGGUGUGCAGUUGGAAGAAGGAGUCCGAGAAGGACGUUUAGUAAAAGAUGGAGCUUCUACCAGUGGAACCAAGAAAUAUGGCACCCACAUCCCGAGAAAGAAAGAACAUGAGGUUAGUAUGGUGGCCCAAGGAAGGCCUCAACAAACUUAUCCAACCUAUCAACACAUUGCUGCCAUCACACCUGCUGCCAAUAUUAUUCAUCCCCCAAAUAGCCAGCCUCAAUUCCCACAAUAUCUUUAA
Messenger RNA from Medicago truncatula (barrel medic), 1314 nucleotides. RefSeq lists its product as uncharacterized. The record is from RefSeq and is a predicted model, not a curated record. The transcript has a single exon. The coding region runs from base 1 to 1314 and encodes 437 amino acids. Lineage: Eukaryota; Viridiplantae; Streptophyta; Magnoliopsida; Fabales; Fabaceae.